This is a messenger RNA of Phragmites australis (common reed), 1911 nucleotides long. RefSeq names its product pentatricopeptide repeat-containing protein At2g36730-like. The transcript has a single exon. Gene Ontology annotation, biological process: RNA modification. Gene Ontology annotation, molecular function: protein binding; RNA binding. NCBI's taxonomy places the organism in Eukaryota, Viridiplantae, Streptophyta, Magnoliopsida, Poales, Poaceae. The record is from RefSeq and is a predicted model, not a curated record. Bases 79 to 1593 code for a protein of 504 amino acids.
AGUAGCGUCAGCCCAGCAUCAGCAAUCUCGGUCUACCUCCUGAAGCGAGCCAGCGUCGAACACCUCAAUGGCACGGGCAUGGCCACGCCCCCGGCCACCGUCCGCGCCCUCAUCGCCGCCGCCGCCACCUCCUCGCACCUCCGGCAGCUCCACGCCCACCUCCUCACCUCUGGACGCAUCUGCACCCUUGGCCCCGCCCUCCUCCGCCGCCUCAUUUCGCUUCCAUCCCCGCACCUCCCCCUCCCCCUCGCCCACCGCGUCCUCCUCUCCCUCUCCUCCCCGCCGCUCGACCUCUUCAAUCUCCUCCUGCCCCCGCUCGCCUCCUCAAACGACCCUGCCGCCGCUGCUGGCCUCUUCGUCCGCCUCCGCCGCGGGGGCCUCCGUCCGGACGCUCACACGCUCCCGCACGUCCUCAAGGCCCUCGCGCGCCUCGCCCCGGGCUCACUCCCCCUCGUCGCCUCCACCCACGCGGAGGCCGUCAAGAGCGGCCUCACCUCCGCCGUGGUGUACGUCCCGAACGCCCUCAUGGCUGCGUACUCGGCCUGCUGCCACCUCGCGCGCGCCAUGCAGAUGUUCGACGAAAUGCCGCACCGGACCGUUGUGUCCUGGAACACUGCUCUCACAGCCUGUGCAGACAACGACUGCCACGACCGGUGCGCGGGUCUGUUCGCGGAGAUGGUAGAAGCUGGGUUCAAGCCUGACCAGACGACAUUCGUGGUCAUGCUUUCCGCUGCGGUCGAGCUGGGCAACUUGGCUCUUGGCAAGUGGGCGCACGGGCAGGUCGUCACCCGACGGCUGGACAUGACGCUUCAGCUUGGCACGGCGACAGUGAAUAUGUAUGCCAAGUGUGGCGCGGUGAGUUAUGCGUCUUGCUUGUUCGAGAGGAUGACGGUGCGGAACGUCUGGACAUGGAGCGCGAUGAUCGUGGGGUAUUCACAGAAUGGAAUGGCACGGGAGGCACUGGAGCUGUUUGAAAGGAUGAAGGAUGCGUCGGUUGUGCCAAAUUAUGUGACAUUUCUCGGGCUGCUCUGUGCAUGCAGCCAUGCCGGGCUGGUCGAACAGGGGUGCCAGUUCUUCCAUGAAAUGCAGCAUGUCUAUGGCAUCAAGCCGAUGAUGACACACUACAGCGCCAUGGCUGAUGUCCUGGGGCGCAACGGUCGCCUCCAUGAAGCUUUUGACUUUGUUAUGGACAUGCCAGUCAAGGCAGACCCGGUUGUCUGGAGGACAUUGUUGAGCGCCUGCCAGCUGCACAGCUCCAAGGACUGCAUCGACAUUGCUGACAAGGUGCAGAGGAGGUUGCUGGAACUGGAGCCAAAGAGAAGUGGGAACUAUGUAAUAGUUGCGAACAUCUACUCUGACGUUGGGUCAUGGGACAAGGCGGCCAAGGCGAGGAGGGUGAUGAGGGAAGGGGGGAUGAAUAAGAUGGCGGGAGAGAGCUGCGUCGAGGUCGGAGGGCGGAUUCAGCGGUUCAUCUCCGGGGAUGAUUCUUGUCCUGGAUUUGACAGGGCUUGUAGGAUUCUUCAUGAACUGAACAUCAACAUGAGAAAAUGGGAACCUGUUGACCAAAUUUUGCUUAUUGAUGCUGACCAGUGAGUAUCGUGUACACUGAACAAAGUAGCAAACCAUUUAGGUUGACGGUACCUUUGUUUCUGAAUGUGCUGUGUAGAGGCCGCCAUUCUGUUUUAGUCCAUAACUAGAGAGCCAAGCUUGAAGGCUUGCACUUACGAACACGGGUACACUGCGCCUCCCAGACCUCAUCCAGAUGAAACUACCAUUGGUAUAAGGUGAAGCAUAGUGCUUUUACGAUUCAGAACUUGGAUGCAAGAGCACUAUUUUUAAUCUAUUAAGCUGUUACGUUACAUACUUUCUGAUAUUAUUUUUUGUAAUAAAUCCUCAUCUAAUUGCUAGUUA